This is a messenger RNA of Thermochaetoides thermophila DSM 1495, 3780 nucleotides long. RefSeq lists its product as uncharacterized. Lineage: Eukaryota; Fungi; Ascomycota; Sordariomycetes; Sordariales; Chaetomiaceae. The transcript has 4 exons. The coding region runs from base 1 to 3780 and encodes 1259 amino acids. The record is from RefSeq and is a predicted model, not a curated record.
AUGUCGUUGAAUGGGUUGGAUAACGAGCAGGUUAAGGAGGCAUUCGAAACUGCCGCCGCUGAACCAGGAGGAUGUCGCGAUGAGGUUGAGUUGCUAGGUCGGGGGAAUGGUGGUAUUGUCGAGCUGCGUAAUCUCAUUUCGCAGUACGAGGAGAAGUCCCCGCUGUAUGGCUACCUCAGGUAUCGACGCAGGAAUGUUAUCAUUAGGUAUUUGCCCGAGGACUGCUCCCGCUUAAUUCAAGCCCGAGUAACAGUCCACUUCGAAGCUGUCUGCGAUCGCUUCUCGCCCUACGAUACAGUUUUCGCGAUAGCUGAUGCGAAAGAACUUACCGACACCAAACUCUCGGCUGCCUGUUCGCUGCAUGCUGCGUCCAAUUCCACAUCUUCGACGACUAGCUCUGUCCGGCGCAGACGGUUAAUGGAAAUCGCCGAGGAAGAGGAGGAAGAAGAGCGAGAAAGAAAGCGCCAGUCGGUCGUUAAGGACGAGGAGCGCCCCAAGUCGCCGCCCCCAUCGCUGCCAUCCGACUUUCCAGUCAAGCUGGAUGCCGAGCUUGCCAAGUCGCCAGAAGCAUCCCAGUUUUCGAGCGACCCCGAACCUCCCCAGUUCACUGGCGUCCCAAGGCCCUCAUCCCCCGCAACUACUUUGGACGAAGUCUCGGGCCGCCCCUCCUCACAGACUUCGCGCUCCGAUUAUUACUACCCCUCUUCGUACCCUUAUUCGAAGCCUCGCGUGAAGCUUGCCCCGCGGCCUUCAGCGGAAGGUCGGCCAAGGUCUGCUGCUGGUGCUGCAAAUCGUCCGAUCUCAACGCUCCCGGCGAACAUCAAGUCGCUCUCUAACCGGAAGGCGCGCUCGCAUUCUCAAGGGCAGGACGAAGAGCCGAGCGAAUCGAUCAAGGAAGAAGCCGAGGAGUAUAGCGUGAAGCCUUCUGAGGAGCAAACUGCUUCUCUGGAGAACGAUCCUGUUGCUUCCGCCCCUGCUCCGGAGCCCAUCAUGCCCGUCGCAACCGCGCCUCCUGCGAAGCAAAACACCAUGACGCCCGAAAAGGUCCGGUUGUUGAAAGCUAUGAAGCUGAGGGAGAAGAAGAUGGCCAGUAUGCAAUCAACAUCUGCCCAGGCUGCCGAUACUUCCGAGGCUGGCGGUACCGACGCCCCGCCGGGGAACAAGGGAGAUGACGAAACAGCACCAGAAGAGGUAUGUGCGGAAGAGAAGGCAGGAGACCGCGAGGACAUCCAGCACGAGUUUACGGCCGACUCGGAAUCAAAGACCGAAACUGCCGCGGAUAAUGCAUCUGUCGAUACUCAUAUUGAUUCACAUGCCACAUCCCCUCUCGCUGCUUCUGAUAUCGGUGACUCUACGCAGGCUUCGUCUUUGUCUGAUUCAACCGAUGAGACCCUCCUUGCUAAAGAGCCAGAGUCUACGCCCAGCCCCGAUUCCGGAGAGACGACUCCGCAGGGCGAUGUGGCAGAUUCAGUCGGGAAGCAAGACGCAGGUGCGAGCUCCGAAUCAAAAGAUGAUCAGACAGAGAAUAAUGCAUCCGAACAAAAGGACGACAAGGAGCAUUUCGAAACAGCUUCAGGUGCUACUGAAGGAACUGCUGCUGUCGCUAAAGUUACUGCGGUUUCGGAUUCCAAUGACAAGACUUCUCCCACGGAGUCUUUUGUUGAGAAUCAAGACGGCUCCAGGCCGUCAUCUGAGAACCCGAAAGGCCUUGCGGAAGCCCCAGUUCUAGACUCCGCGGCUGCCGCUGGUGACAACUCUGGAAAGGUGGAGUCUGCUCCGGCAAUCCGUCUUCCCGUAUCCAAGUUUUCCGCUACUAGCGCCCAGGCGGUUCCAGCGAUUGUAUCCGAGCAGCCGGCAUCAGAGACCCCGGAGUCAUUUGCUGCUGAUGCGGCCAAUCUACAGGAUAAGAACGACAACGCCAGCAACUCGGCCGAAGCUGUAGAGGGGUCAAAGUCUCGGCGCAAGGUUCCCGAGCCUAUCAAGACGGUUAUUGAAGAUUCUGAGGCCCACAAGCGGCGCUCGGUGAUCAGCAUUCUGGAUAACGACGGGUUUAUGGAUGAGCUGCAGUCGGCACCUGUUGAGCAAGCGACUCCCGUACCUGUGGCUAAGUCUCCAUUGUCUUCCUGUCUCUCGGUCGACAAUGACUCUAAGAAAGCCUUGAGCGGACCUGAGAAAGCAGCACCUGCACCGCGGCCGGGACUUCUAAGGACGGCAUCAAAUCCAGUUAGGAACUCGGUCUUUGGUGAUUCACCUGUAACUACUCCUCGGUCAGCUUCUUCUGGAAACGCAUAUUUGCAGAGACUUCAGCAGCAGCAGCAGCAGCAGCAAAUUGCAGCUUCAGAGUUGCGGCCCAAGAACACCAAGCUUGGUUCAAGCAUUUCGCAGCGCAUCAAGGCAUUGGAGAAGUUAUCUGGUAACGCAAAUAGCCAGGAGUUUGUGCCGAAAGAGCGCCCAUCAGCAACCUUCUUCGCUGUCCGCAAAGCUAGCACUAGAGAGAUAGUCAGGUCGCCGUCUAUUGCCGAACGGGCUAAUACCCUGUCAGCCAAUCCGAGCCCUUCUCCUCCUGGAUCGACGGAAUCGUCCCCCGAAGCCAGGCGUGGCAGAUCGGGUUCCUUGGUGAACCGUCUCUCCAUUUUUGAGGGCGGCAUGCCACCAAGGGGAAGGCCCGAAUCCGUUCAAGUAACGGCGCGCAUUGUUCGCGAUCCGAACCAGCCCUAUCCUAGAGCUCCGGAGUCGAAAACUGGAGAUUAUCCUCCCUUGGAUCUUAAGCAGUCUCCUCUGGUGGUUGAUGUACACAAUCGUUCCUCUUCGCGGAGCCCCGUGCGACCAUCCAGCGUGAUGUCUUUCAGGUCAUCCGAUCGGGAUAACAAGCACGGUUUGUUGGAAGGGAGACUUUCCAGAGAUCAUGGCACAACAGACAAUCAAGCUUCAGAGGAGAAGGAUUUCGACGGUCCACAUCCUAGGAGGCGGUCAUCGCUUUCUCUGAUGAAGGAACUGAUCAGAGGGGCAAAGUCCCCUUCAACAGAUAACCUGGCCGCUUCUGGUUCUCAGCUACAGACUUUGCCCAUGCAGCAUUCAGUGGUAGGUUCUUUGGCCCGUCAUUUGAGCAUCGGGAGCCGACGCUCAUCGGUCGAACAGAACAGUUCCGCUGCUUCCAAUGGCGCGGGGUUGCUAUCGCCUUCGCGUACUGCAGAUGGCGCCGAUUCUGAAAGCGAAGUUAAGAGCACCUACAGUUCCGGUGCUACAAGCCCGAACCAGAGCAAGGGCAGCCGUGCUUCGCGCUUCAUGCGCCGCCUUUCCAAUACCCUGACAACUGGGCGCAAAAACACUUCGCCUGCUAUUUCCCCCACCGUGGCUGAGGAAAAUGUUGCUGAAGUCGAGGCCGCUUCCAAGGCCAACGCCGCAGCCACGUUGGUCCCUCCGACCCAGCCCACGAUUGUUGCCUACAUGGGCGAUGUCAACGUCCAGUUCCCCGACAACCUCCUCUGGAAACGCCGGAGCAUCUGCCUCGAUAGCCACGGCUUCCUGAUUCUGAGCGCCGUGCAAGGUUCCGCGAUGAGCAGCAACAGACACAGUGCCCUUAUCAAGCGGUAUCACAUGAGCGAUUUCAAGUUUCCUUAUGCACCCGACGUCGAGCUGCAGGAGCUUCCCAACAGCGUCGUUCUCGACUUCAUUGAUGGUAGCGGCUUGCAAAUCGCCUGUGAGGACAGAGCCGGGCAAAUGAAUGUCCUGAAGAUUCUCCAAGAUGCUCAUCGCAAGCACACCAGCUUUGGGCAGUAA